AGGACGAGAACACCCCUCCGCCUGGCCUGCAACCAAGUGGGUGUUCAUGUUCGACUUCGCUCGACCAGCAGACAGAACAGCAGCCUCGGCCAACGGUGGAAGCCAAACAGCAGCGUUGGUGCCCUUCUACCGGACACUUUUGGACAUUUAACGAGGCCUUGUGUUCGUGUGCGCCCCUCACCACCGGAGCAGAGCGCGGAGGGAAGCAACAAAAGAGAGGGGGUACCACAUGCUAACUAAACAUAGCGGGGACCAGAUACUACUCCAGUGAGUACCAGACAGCACCAUACGGUGAUGGAGUCACUUUCCUCCACAAUGCUGUAGAAAAAAGAGACUGUGGCUCCCCCUGGCUCGGCGUCUUCCACUCCCGGGUGUGCGGGUGAAAUGUUCCCCCAGUCGGGCAGCCUGUGGGCCGCAGCUCGACUGUCGGAGUCCCAGUUAGCAGCCUGCUAGCUGCUGAGUGGCCAGAGGACAAGAAAAGAGGAGCUUCUUGUUCGAGUCUGUGAGAUGUGAUGAGAUGUGAUGUGAUGCUGCGGCCUGUGGCGUCCUGCUAGCCGCCAGCUCUCUGGAGCUAACACCAGUCUUGUACAAUGCCCAGUGGAAACACACCAGGGGGGCGAGCUUAGACCCACACCAGCCGGCCUGUGGUCCCCCUGGUCCGGCUCACAUUGGACUUCUCCCUCCCAGCGGCCUCACUGACUGGAUGAAGAAAUAUGGAUAAACUGACCAUCAUUUCAGGGUGUCUGUUCCUGGCCGCUGACAUAUUUGCAAUUGCCAGCAUUGCCAACCCGGACUGGAUCAACACUGGAGAAUCAGCAGGUGCUCUAACAGUUGGUCUAGUUCGGCAAUGUCAGACCAUCCACGGACGAGACCGGACCUGCAUCCCGCCACGGCUGCCCCCUGAGUGGGUCACCACGCUUUUCUUUAUCAUCAUGGGCAUCAUCUCCCUCACCGUCACCUGCGGACUCCUCGUGGCAUCGCACUGGCGCCGAGAAGCCACCAAAUACGCCCGCUGGAUUGCCUUCACCGGCAUGAUCCUGUUCUGCAUGGCGGCCCUCAUCUUCCCCAUAGGCUUCUACAUCAACGAGGUGGGGGGCCAACCCUACAAGCUGCCCAACAACACUGUGGUGGGCUCCUCCUAUGUGCUCUUCGUCCUCUCCAUCUUCUUCACCAUCGUGGGACUGCUCUUUGCAGGCAAAGUUUGCCUCCCAGGUUGAGACUUUCAACAAAACCCAGGAUUUUGCAGAACAUCUUAGGAUGACAAAGUCGGGUGAGUUUUUGGGGACUUGAUGACGUAUUGAACUUCUAAAAUGAAAAUACAUCAACACACAAAGAAGUGGGCGUUUGGUGAUGGAGGUCAGCUGUCCCACGCUUCUCUGUGCCGCUGUCAUGGCGACUGCUGCAGGUAUCACUCUGACACACACCUCUUAAGCCCUGCUGAAGCCCGCCCUUCCCCGCCCUUGGCACACGCCGUCACCCACCGCCCUCCUUUUACACUUUCCGCUUCUUUUUUUUCUCUCUUGAUGGACAUUCUUGCCUUUGCCUUUCCACACAAGUCUUUGGAGAGUAGAUGAGUGAAACCAGGGCGAUGCUUGCCUGUCACACCAUAUAACAACUGUGUGUGUGUGUGUGUGUCUCUGUGUGUGUGUGUGUCUCUCUGUGUGUGUGUGUGUGUGUGUGUGUGUGUGUCUCUGUGUGUGUGUGUCUCUGUCUCUGUGUGUGUGUUUGUGUGUGUGUGCACGCGUGUGUGUUUGUGUGUGUGUGUGUGCAUGUGUGUAUGUGCGUGUGCGUGUGUUUGUGUGGGUGUGCAUGUGUGUGUGUGUGUGUGUGUGUGUGUGUGUGUGUCUCUGUGUGUGUGUGUGUGUGUGUGUCUCUGUGUGUGUGUUUGUGUGUAUGUGUGUGUGUGUGUGUGUGUGUGUCUGUGUGUGUGUGUGUGUCUCUGUGUGUGUGUGUGUGUGUGUGUGUGUCUCUGUGUGUCUGUGUGUGUGUGUGUGUGUCUCUGUGUGUGUGUUUGUGUGUGUGUGUGUGUGUGUGUGUGUCUCUGUGUGUGUGUGUGUGUGUGUGUGUGUGUCUCUGUGUGUCUGUGUGUGUGUGUGUGUGUGUGUGUCUGUGUGUGUGUGUGUGUGUGUCUCUGUGUGUCUCUGUGUGUGUCUGUGUGUGUGUGUGUGUGUGUGUGUCUCUGUCUCUGUUUGUGUGUGUGUGUCUCUGUGUGUGUCUGUGUGUGUGUGUCUCUGUCUCUGUGUGUGUGUUUAUGUGUUUGUGUGUGUGUGUGCGCGUGUGUGUUUGUGUGUGCGUGUGUGCAUGUGUGUGUAUGUGCGUGUGCGUGUGUGUGGGUGUGCGUGUGUGUGUGUGUGUGUGCGUGUGUGUUUGUGUGUGUGCGCGUGUGUGUUUGUGUGCAUGUGUGUGUGUGUGUGUGUGUGUGUGUGUGUGAGCAGCUUCAAAUGAGAGAAAAGUGGUUGAGCUCCCUGAGACACACACACACACACACACACACACACACACACACACACACACACACACAGAGACACACACGCACACACA
Molecule: messenger RNA, 2541 nt
Organism: Nerophis ophidion (straightnose pipefish)
Lineage: Eukaryota; Metazoa; Chordata; Actinopteri; Syngnathiformes; Syngnathidae
Gene: mosmoa
Product: modulator of smoothened a
Exons: 3
Coding region: 714-1217 (167 amino acids)
Biological process (GO): negative regulation of smoothened signaling pathway
Cellular component (GO): Golgi apparatus; ciliary membrane
Source: RefSeq, a predicted model, not a curated record